Messenger RNA from Cervus elaphus (red deer), 5654 nucleotides. Its product is annotated as hornerin-like. The coding region runs from base 79 to 4707 and encodes 1542 amino acids. Gene Ontology annotation, cellular component: keratohyalin granule; cornified envelope. NCBI's taxonomy places the organism in Eukaryota, Metazoa, Chordata, Mammalia, Artiodactyla, Cervidae. Gene Ontology annotation, molecular function: calcium ion binding; transition metal ion binding. The record is from RefSeq and is a predicted model, not a curated record. Gene Ontology annotation, biological process: establishment of skin barrier. The transcript is spliced from 3 exons.
GCAGCACCCUGUAAGCUACUUCAGCCUCCAUCCUACUUGUUCCUCUGGUGAACCAGGUUAAUUUGAAUUUACAAAAGGAUGUCAAAACUCCUACAAAGCAUUGUUACUGUCAUCGAUAUUUUCUACCAAUAUGCCAACCAGGAUGGGGAGUGUGACAUGUUGAACAAGGCAGAACUGAAAGAACUUUUGGAAAAUGAGUUUGGUCAAAUUCUGAAGAAUCCAGAUGAUCCAGACACUGUAGAUAUCAUCAUGCAAAAUCUAGAUCAAGACCAUAACAAGAAAGUAGAAUUUACUGAGUAUCUUCUGAUGAUAUUCAAGCUGACUCGGGCCUGUAAUAAAAUCGUCAGCAAAGAUUACUGCCAAGCUUCAGGGUCAAAGCAAAGAGGUCACAGUCACCAGGACCAAGAGGAACAGAGUGAAACAGAAGAGGAUGAAGGGCAAAAAUCAUCUUCCAGUAACUUAAGUUGGCGUGAAGGAGAGAAUGAUUCCCAUUCCAGAGGUUCGAGAGGUAGCAUUAGACACAGGUCUAGGUCCAGCUCCAGAAUAACUGGGCAUCAAGGAGGCUUGUCUAGUUCUGGGGACAGGCAAAGCUCUAGGGAAAGAAGGAGGGAGUCAAAUUCAGGCCACUCCAAGGGUAGCAAGAAAAACAAGCAUGGCUCUCAUCAGCACAAAAGGUCUAGGAGUGAAGAAGUUGGUUAUACUCAUUCAAGCAACCACGGAACAAGAUCAAACUCAAGAAAUUGGUCAGGCACUUAUGGAGAACAAGGGCAUGUGAGCCACUCAGAGGAUCAGUCUUUCAGUUCUGAUCAAAACUGGUCUGACUCAAAUGAAUAUGUGGGGAAUAGACAACAUAAGAAAAAAUCAAGCCAGUCACCUAGUAAGGAGCAUCAUGGAUUCAUCUCAGGGAGUUGUGGAGGACAAGGCCACUGGUCAAAUUCAAAUGAGCCUACUGGUUAUGGUCAUGGCUAUGGCUCAGGCCAGCCUUCUCAGGAGAGAUGGCAUGAAUCAAAUGAAGGAUAUCAAUCAGGAAAUUGUGAAGAACAAGGAAACUGUUCUACUUCUAGUUCGAGUGAGGUAUCUAGUUAUGGCCAACACAGGUCAGGCUCAGGACACCCGUCUAGCAGUAUCCAACAUGGAUCUGGAUCAGGUCAAUCCUCUUGCUAUGGACAACAUAGAUCUAGCUCAGGUCAGUCUUCUAGCUUUAGUCACCACGGAACUAGCAUAGGUCAAUCCUCUAGCUAUGAACAGCCUAGUUCUACUUCAAGACAGUCACCAAACUGUAGCCAACAUGGACCUAGCUUAGGUCACUCUACUAGCUGUGGUCAAUAUGGAUCUGGGGCAGGUCAGUCAUCCAGCUGUGGCCAACACAGUUCUGGAUCAAGUCAAUCUCUUAAUCAUGGCCAGCAUAGGUCUGAAUCAAGUCAGACAUCUAGCUAUGGCCAACAAAGGACUGGUUCAGGUCAGUCUUCUGGCUUUAGACAACACAGGUCUGGCUCAGGAGAGUCUUCUGGAUUUAAUCAGCAUAGAACUGGCUUAGGUCAAUCCUCUAGCUAUGAACAACAUGGUUCCACCUCAGGACAGUCACAAAGCUAUGGCCAACAUGGAUCUAACUCCUCUAGCUAUGGUCAACAUGGCUCAAGCCAGUAUUCUGGUCACAGUCAACACAGGUCUGGCUCAAGUCAGUCUUCUGGCCACAGCCAACAUGGAUCUGGCUCAGGUCAGUCUUCUAGCUUUGGUCAGCAUGGUUCUAGCUCAAGAGAGUCAUCUGGCUUUGGUCAACAUGGAUCUGGCUUAGGUCAGUCCUCUAGCUAUGGGCAACACGGUUCUACUUCAGGACAGUCAUCAAGCUGUGGACAGCAGGGAUCUAACUUAGGUCAGUCCUCUACCUAUGGGCAACAUGGCUCUAGUCAAUAUGGCUCAAGUCAGUCUUAUAGCCACAGCAGACACAGAUCUGGCUCACGUCAGUCUUCUGGCCACAGUCGACAUGGAUCUGGCUCAGGUCAGUCUUCCAGCUUUGGUCAGCAUGGUUCUAGCUCAAGAGAGUCAUCUGGCUUUGGUCAACAUGGAUCUGGCUUAGGUCAAUCCUCUAGCUAUGGGCAACACGGUUCUACUUCAGGACAGUCAUCAGGCUGUGGACAGCAGGGAUCUAACUUAGGUCAGUCGUCUAGCUAUGGUCAACGGAGCUCAAGUCAAUAUGGCUCAAGUCAGUCUUAUAGCCACAGCAGACACAGAUCUGGCUCAAGUCAGUCUUCUGGCCACAGUCGACAUGGAUCUGGCUCAGGUCAGUCUUCCAGCUUUGGUCAGCAUGGUUCUAGCUCAAGAGAGUCAUCUGGCUUUGGUCAACAUGGAUCUGGCUUAGGUCAGUCCUCUAGCUAUGGACAACAUGGUUCCACCUCAGGACAGUCACAAAGCUAUGGCCAACAUGGAUCUAACUCCUCUAGCUAUGGUCAACAUGGCUCAAGCCAGUAUUCUGGUCACAGUCAACACAGGUCUGGCUCAAGUCAGUCUUCUGGCCACAGACAACAUGGAUCUGGCUCUACUUCAGGACAGUCAUCAAGCUGUGGCCAGCAGGGAUCUAACUUAGGUCAGUCCUCCAGCUAUGGUCAACAUGGUUCAAGUCAGUAUGGCUCAAGUCAAUCUUCUAGCCACAGUCGACAUGGAUCUGGCUCAGGUCAGUCUUCCAGCUUUGGUCAGCAUGGUUCUAGCUCAAGACAGUCAUCUGGCUUUGGUCAACAUGGAUCUGGCUUAGGUCAGUCCUCUAGCUAUGGACAGCAUGGUUCUACUUCAGGACAGUCAUCAAGCUGUGGCCAGCAGGAAUCUAACUUAGGUCAGUCCUCCAGCUAUGGUCAACAUGGUUCAAGUCAGUAUGGCUCAAGUCAAUCUUCUAGCCACAGUCGACAUGGAUCUGGCUCAGGUCAGUCUUCCAGCUUUGGUCAGCAUGGUUCUAGCUCAAGAGAGUCAUCUGGCUUUGGUCAACAUGGAUCUGGCUUAGGUCAAUCCUCUAGCUUUGGGCAACAUGGUUUUACUUCAGGACAGUCAUCAGGCUGUGGCCAGCAGGGAUCUAACUUAGGUCAGUCCUCCAACCAUGGUCAAUGUGGCUCAAGUCAAUAUAGCUCCAGUCAGUACAGUCAGCAUUCUGGUCACAGCCGACACAGGUCUGGCUCAAGUCAGUCUUCUGGCCACAGCCAACAUGGAUCUGGCUCAGGUCAGUCUUCUAGCUUUGGUCAGCAUGGUUCUAGCUCAAGAGAGUCAACUGGCUUUGGUCAACAUGGAUCUGGUUUAGGUCAGUCCUCCAGCUAUGGUCAACAUGGUUCAAGUCAAUAUGGCUCAGGUCAAUCUUACAGCCACAGAAGACACAGAUCUGGCUCAAGUCAGUUGUCUGGCCACAGCCAACAUGGAUCUGGCUCAGGUCAGUCUUCUAGUUUUGGUCAGCAUGGUUCUAGCUCAAGAGAGUCAUCUGGCUUUGGUCAGCAUGGCUCUGGUUUAGGUCAGUCAUCUAGCUAUGGACAACAUGGUUCUACUUCAGGACAGUCAUCAAGCUGCAGCCAACAGGGAUCUAACUUAGGUCAGUCUUCCAGCUAUGGUCAACAUGGCUCAAGUCAAUAUGGUUCAAGUCAGUCUUCUGGCCGCAGACGACAUGGAUCUGCCUCAGGUCAGUCUUCUAGUUUUGGUCAGCAUGGUUCUAGCUCAAGACAGUCAUCUGGCUUUGGUCAACAUGAAUCUGGCUUAGGUCAGUCCUCUACAUAUAGACACCAUGGGUCUACUUCAGGACAAUCAUCAAGCUAUGGUGGAUCUGAAUCAGGUCAGUCUUCCAGUUAUGGUCAACAGAUAUCUGGAUCAGGUCAGUCUUCUAGCUAUGGCCAAUGUGGGUCUGGAUUAGGUCAAUCUUCUCACUGUAGUCAACAGACGUCUGGAUUAGGACAGUCUUCUGGCCAUGUCCAGUGUGGCACUGGCUCAAGUCAGUCCUCUAGCCACAGCCAAUUUGGGUCUGGAUGGAGUCAGUCUUCUAGCUACAGUCAACACAGAUCUGGCUCAGGUCAAUGUUCUACCCAGAGUCAACAUGGAUCGGGCUUGGGUCAGUGUUCUACCUCUGAACAGCCUGGGACUAGUUCAUGUCACUCAUCUAGCUCUGGACAAUGUGGUUCUGGAUCUGGUCAGUGUUCUAGCUAUGAGCAAUAUGAAUUACAAGGGAGAUGUAGGUCAAGUUCAAGUGGAACUCAUGGUGGGUAUAGUAGACCCCAAAUAGGCUCAACUCCCAAUCAAUCAAGAAGAAACAGCCAGGAAUGGUCAGGGUACAGUCAAAAAGAAAGAAGUAGGAGUUGCAGCCCAACAAGUAGCAAGUCUGAUGGAUAUGAGAGUAUUUGUGGACAAUCGGAAACAUGUAGGCAACAAAGCCAAGGAUGCAGCCAGGGUCAAACGGAAUCUGGCUACAGAUAUUCAAACUGUAAUGAAGGGCAACCAGGAGGUAGCUAUAGACAAGAGGAAAGCUCCUCAAGUUGUGGCUUUAGACAGUUUACACCGUCCUAUGGAGAAUCUAGAUCUAAUACUAGCAAUACAUUGUUAAUAUGCAAGGAGGAUAAUAGACAAGGUGGCAAAUAUUACCAGAGAGAAGGAGGUCACUAUGGAGGGAGAGACACAAACUCAAGUUUCUACAAGUUACGGAGCAGCACUCCACUCUAUGAGUAUGUCCAAGAACAGAGGUGCUAAUUCAAGUGAUGAAUAGUAAAUAGAAGUGAAGCUAACUCAAGUAGUAUUUUUAAAAAUAUGAAACUUACAUACAAGCAAUUCAUUACAAAACUUCUUUCUAAAAGUAGAUAUAUCUAUUUCUGUCCUUUCCUUUUAAACAUGUAACUGUACUUAAUUCCUUGUUAUUUGUUCCUUCCAAAGGAUGUAGGGUAUGGGGACUACUUUGCUAGGAAAUACAGAGUUGAAUAAAUGAUGUAUGAAAAUAAAUUCAGAAGAAUAAUGCAAAACAUUUAAGGAGCUUGGGGUUUAGUUGAGGUGUCUUUUUGAUAGCUCCUUACUCAUCAUAUGGUGCCAAAACUAAUCUUUCAUCUCUAAAGAGCAAAAAAUAAUAAAUGUGUUACCAGUUCUGGAGCCAAAGCUUCUCUUAUAGCAACAUGGACCAUAAUUUUCUGUAUGCUCCACAAUGGGUGGUGUCAGAAAAGACCCUAAAAGCAAAUAUGUAGCAUUGAUAACAUCUUUGCUUAUCAAAACCACCAAGCUCCUUUUCUUAGCUGCAUUUUUAAUGAAUAAACUAACAAGAGGCAUUAAAAAUUGGCACCAGAUGCUUCUCCCUAACCUGUGAGUGAGAGCAUUUUUUUCUUAAAGGGCAGGGAUGAAGGAUUGAAGGAACUAAAUGCUAGCUCUGACUUGGUUUCAGCAAGAAAGAUUUUGACCCCUACUACUAAGAAUUUUCUCCAGGUUAAAAAAAAAAAUUAGAAGAAUAAGAGCAUGAAAACACAAUGGCUCCAAACUACCUCUGUAGUUCACUGGCCUUCCUCAGAGGAAAAUAUCAUUUAUACAGCAAUGGAACAAAAUACUGUCAGCCACUACUUUACAGUUUCUUAGUUUGACUGUAGCAUAUUUGUUUCAAGUCUCUGGAUUCAAAUAACCAACUGCAUUAAAACUGACAAUAAAUAAUGAUGAUGAAA